CCGCUGGUGGAUCAACAGACACACGCUCGUUUGUCGCUCCUGCUGGAACGUUAAAGGCUCGCGGCUGUCGUUGUUUUCUAUUGUUGUUUAUAUUAGUUUUCAGGAGCAUCGCGUGCAGGGCGCAGUGACGGUCGCAGGAUCCCCGCGCAGGAGUUGAGCACGGAUCGUGAAGCGCAGGUUUCUUUCAGUGGAGGGUUUCGAGUGAAUUCAGCCGAGCGAGUGCAGCGGAGGACGCAGUGGAGCCGUCACCAUGUGCAUUUGACAAGUAACGGUGACUAAUCUGGGGCCAUACAGGCGAGCUGAUGAGGAUGACGAUGGUGAGUGAGCUCUUACCAUAGUGUCUGAUGGUUUGGUAAUAAUGGACGUCCUCAAUGGCCAGCUCGGCAUCUCCACCUUCACGACCCCGGCCUCAGAGAGGAGCAGCAGCUCAGAGUCCCUCAGUGAGAAGGGUCCCUCGGAGCUCAAGAGUUUUGACGCUGUGGUGUUCGACGUGCUAAAGGUCACGCCAGAGGAAUAUGCAGGUCAGAUCACUCUCAUGGAUGCUCCAGUCUUCAAAGCCAUCCAACCUGAGGAACUCUCUAGUUGUGGCUGGAACAAGAAGGAGAAACACAGUUCAGCACCCAACGCUGUGGCCUUCACACGACGCUUUAACCAGGUGAGUUUCUGGGUGGUGAGGGAGAUUCUUCACGCUCAGACUCUGAAGAUCAGAGCAGAAGUGUUGAGCCUCUAUAUCAGAACAGCAAAGAAACUGUGUGACAUGAACAGUCUCCAUGCAGUGAUGGCAGUAAUAUCUGCUUUACAGAGCGCCCCCAUCUUCAGGCUCACCAAGACCUGGGCUCUUUUGAGUCGAAAGGACAAGGCCACGUUUGAGAGGCUGGAGUACUUGAUGUCUAAAGAAGACAACUAUAAACGCUUGAGAGAUUACAUCAGCAGCCAGAGCAUGACAUCCUGCAUCCCGUAUCUAGGUAUAUAUCUGUCUGAUCUGACCUACAUCGAUUCUGCGUAUCCAUCCACCGGCAGCAUUCUGGAAAACGAACAGCGUUCCAACCUCAUGAACAACAUUCUGAGAAUAAUCUCAGACCUGCAGAGAUCCGUUGAAUAUGAUAUCCCAGUAUUGCCGCACGUCCAGAAGUAUCUUAACUCUGUGCGCUACAUUGAGGAGUUACAGAAGUUUGUGGAGGACGACAAUUAUAAGUUGUCCCUAAAGAUAGAGCCACCAGCUACCAGCACACCUCGCACCACUGCCUCUAGAGAAGACCUCACAGGUCCAGAUAAAUCUGCAUCACCUUUAUGUGGUCAUCGAGGUAAUGUUGCUGAAGGUGCCCUGCCUAAAGUCCCGCCAACGCCACCCUCACCCCGGAACCUCAUCACCUACGGACACAGGAAGAGCCACAGCCUCGGCUACAAUUUUAUCCACAAAACGAACACGGUGGAGUUUAAAAGCGCUACUUUCCCCAACGCCGGAUCCAGACACCUGUUGGACGACAGCGUGUUGGAAAGUCACACACCCACACGAGGACAGGCAGAGAGCUCAACACUGUCUAGCGGCAUUUCACUGGGAAGCAGUGAAGGGUCGGAGCUCAGUGAGGAGAUGUCAUGGCCUGCCUUUGAGAGGACUCGAUUCUACCACUCUCUGGGCCCCGUCAGCAGGGUGGGCCGCAUUACCUGCAGAGGAGCGCUCUGGUCCAGCAGCUCUGCAGAGUCAGAGGAGCUGGCGGUGCAUCUGUACCCAGGAGCCGUCACAGUUCAGGGGGUCUUACGCAGGAAAACAGUCCUCAAGGAGGGCAAGAAACCCACGGUGGCAGCGUGGACUAAGUAUUGGGUGGCUCUUUGUGGUACUCAGCUUUACUAUUAUACUGCCAAGUCCCUCAAGGCCACAGAGAGGAAGCAUUUUAAGUCUAGCGCCAGCAAAAGUGUUUCUGUUUUGGGCUUAAUGGCCAUGAUGGCAGAUGACCCGGAGCAUCCUGACGUCUUCCUGCUGACUGACUCUGAGCACGGAAACUCCUAUAAGUUCCAAGCAGGGAACAGAAUGAACGCUCUGCUGUGGUUCAAACACUUGAGUGCAGCUUGUCAAAGCAACAGGCAACAGGUCCCAGCGAAUCUAAUGUCCUUUGAAUGAGUGAAACCAAUGCGAAUCCAAAACGGCUGGAAGACAGAGGAAUAUGAAGAUCGCUGGGGAAGGAGCAGAGGCCAGGGACGAAUAAAAGAGCAAAUGACACAUGUUUUGUGUGCGUUGGAGCUUUUCCACUGCCAUCACCCAGCCUGAACCCCACGGCAAACUCCUUGAGCACCACUGCCUUAACAAGCAGAGUGUGUGUGUGUGUGUGUGUGUGUGUGUGUGUGUGUGUGUGUGUGUG
Messenger RNA from Carassius carassius (crucian carp), 2357 nucleotides. RefSeq names its product ras-specific guanine nucleotide-releasing factor RalGPS2-like. The coding region runs from base 359 to 2119 and encodes 586 amino acids. Gene Ontology annotation, biological process: positive regulation of GTPase activity; Ras protein signal transduction. Gene Ontology annotation, cellular component: plasma membrane. Gene Ontology annotation, molecular function: guanyl-nucleotide exchange factor activity. The record is from RefSeq and is a predicted model, not a curated record. Lineage: Eukaryota; Metazoa; Chordata; Actinopteri; Cypriniformes; Cyprinidae. The transcript is spliced from 21 exons.